Pomacea canaliculata is the source of this 6729-nucleotide messenger RNA. RefSeq lists its product as uncharacterized. The transcript is spliced from 4 exons. The coding region runs from base 1339 to 1776 and encodes 145 amino acids. The record is from RefSeq and is a predicted model, not a curated record. Lineage: Eukaryota; Metazoa; Mollusca; Gastropoda; Architaenioglossa; Ampullariidae.
UUAAUUUAUUUUUAACUGUGCCGCUGAAUUAAUAUUAUGUAUCAUGUAUACAGUAAAACCUCAUUAAGACUUGCUAAUCUCUUCCAAAUUAUGGGCUGUAGAGAGAUCAGUUAAUCUGCUUUCAUUCCUUGAACUAUGACAACUAUAAAAUCAAGUUCAUUUAUUGAAAUAGUGCUCUUAGAAGCCAUGUCCUGCUGUUUUGUUUUCUCUUUCACUUGGUCUGCUAUUUUAAGGCUUGUCUAAAGAUUUAUAGAGGAACUCACUUUCUAGGUAAGAGAACUUAAUACAUAUGUAUGUACUUUGAUAAGAGAAGAAGCUUUCUUAAAAUCCACUGUUUAUAUUUUGGAAUGUGAUUUCUGCAAAAAGUCACAAUAAAGCACAAAAGGUUGGUCAGUUUUAUUUUUAUAUAUAUGACCGCCAAAAGAUAGUUGAUGAAGCACAAUCGACUAAUGUGUAUUUGAUAAAAGACGACCAUGACAGAGGGCCUGUCAUUUUGACCUAAAACCUUUUCGUCUGGCUUCUUCAACCUUCCGCAUGGGUCAAAUCGACCAUACGUACUACAUAAGACAAUGUAAGUCAACUCGAUUAGGCCCAGGCUACAUGAAUUCCCAAGGAAUAAUGCCUCUUUUAUAUUAUCCAAAUAUUUACAUGCAUGCAAUAUCCUUUCAAAAUAUAUUUAUUUCACAUAAUUUGUGGAGAAAAUCAUAACAUAGGGUAAGCAGUUGGUCAGAACCAGUGUAUUUUAAAACAUAUUUUUCAACAUACAACUUUUGCAAAAGGAAAGUCAUAAUAGAGCAUAAACGAUCAAGUCAUAAGUAGUGUUGGGAAGGUAAUCAUAAUAGAGAUGAUGUUUAUAUAGAGAAAUAUGUUAGUAAAAACAUUUUCGGUUCUAUACAAACAGUAAAGUCUUAAGAGUUUUACUGUUAUUCCCUAUGAUGAUUUUGUUUGGGAUGUGUGCAGCUGGCAUUUGUAAAUUUUGAUUGAUCUAAUGACGUGAAAAGUUCAUAUAUUUUAUGGGUUCUAAAUUUGAAUGCAUUUGCGGCGAGCCCUGUUCCAUACUUUUUGCUAUCUUUUAUAGCCUAUUUAAAACUGUUUUUGUAAACCUGUCAGUAUUGUAUUUACUAGUGUAUUAGACUUCACUAACUUCAUUUCUGGCAUGUGUUUGGCCUCUUAUUCCCUUUAAUCAUGCACUUAACCGUGUUGGUUUCACUCACUGCUAAGUGUUUAUCUAUGAGUGAUAAUUGUAUCUCUAACACAGUGCUGUGGUGAUAGGAACAGGUUGGUGACUUAAUGACCUGUUCCUCUAGACCAAAGCCAUUUGUGCCUGGUUGACUUCUCAUGAAUUUAAUACUAAAGAUUAAUAAUAGUGCAAGAGCAAUAACAUUCUUUCUGGAUGCGCAGACUAUGUCUAAAUUAAUAAAAAAUUUUCGGCGUAUAAAAGGUGGUGUACCAACGCCAUCACCAUCAACCAGCAAUACUACAAUAGUAAGCUCAAACACCACAGAACCCUUCAAAGGAGACAAUGGAGGCUCAGUUGCUGUACCAGUCAUUAUUGCUAUUCUGGUCAUCAUUGUUGUAGGUGCCAUAGCUGCAUUUGUCUUCUACCGCAUUCGCAGGAGACGUGCUGCUGACUAUGAGAAAAAGACCAAAAUUCAGAUGUCUUCGACCGGAAAUGCAGGUGUCUAUGUAGAUCCAACAACUACGUUGGCAGAAGGUGACAAAGAGAAGCCAGCAGAAAGUCCUGAACAUGAAAGACUGAAUAAAGAAGAGGAUUAAAAAGUCAGAUGCUUGCAAAUUACUGCAAAGAACAAAUCUCUCAGAUCUUCAUGGAAUUAAAUGUAAGGUUAUUUAACACUGCAUUAGCCAAAAAGCUGUAGAACUUUUAACACUCUGAACUAUGUAACAUUUUAUGUUAAGAUUUUUUUUUUCUUCUUUUUUUGCAACUUGGAGAAACUGCAUUUUAUGAUCUCAGAUUUUAUUUCUCUUUCAUUUGGAUUAACUUUUGAGACUGAAAGCAAGGGAUUUGUGAAAUGUUUAGUUUUAUGGAAUUUUUAAAACUCAGUACUUACUAGAAAAUGGUUACUCAUUGGUUCUAGUGAGAGCUUUUAGAAGGAUAACUUUUCCAAAUGUCAAAAAGUAUUUUCAUAACUUAAAAUAUCACCAAGGAAAAAUUGUGUGCCAACUCUCGUGCCUCUGUUCAUCUCAUAUUUCUUCUUAUUUUACAUUUCAGUGAUUUUUGUGGUCUUUAUUUUCACAUGUUUUUGACCAUUGAAAAAUUUUGUUUGUGAUGUGAAGCCUGUUUGUCUCUUGCAUCUGUCAUUCUUUUAUUUUUUUUAUUUCCUUUAAAACAUUCAUUAUAUAUAAGAACAUUUUUUCCAUUAAAGCUUUUGUCAUUUCAAAAAUUGUAGGCAAUGUUUGAUAACAAAUAUUGGAUAUUGCUUGAGUUGUUAAUAACAUGCAAGUCUUUUUAACACAUUGCAUUGCAUGAGUAUGUGCUUGGGCACACAUCACCCUAACCAGUCAUAAAUGAGUCAAACAUAUAGUUCGGUUUAACAUUUCAUGUUAUCAUGCUAUUGUAAUGAAAAGGUGUCAUCCUUUGAUUUUGCCUGCCACUUAAAUGUUCAUUGUUUUCCUUGCAUAUUGUCAGUCAUUUAUAACUUAUUUUUGUGGUAGCAUAUUUGCCAUGCAAGAGUCCUGAGGUGUCUACAGCAUCAUAAAAAUUAAUCAGUUUGAUUUAAUUACAAGCUUCAUUCAGGUUUAAGCAUAUAUGACCAUCAACCCUGUAAACAACAAAAGAGUGUGAGAAAGUGCAGUUUUAUGUGGGCUUGAUAAGUUGAUGUCUGUACAACUACAUCCAACAUGAAUUACUUGAUAAGGAGGAAAGUAAAUCUAAGAACAUUGGCUUUUUCAACAGCUGUAAUGAGCACGAAUGAGCAGCAAUGGGCAAUGAGGCUUUUUUUUUUUUUUUUUAAGUCAAUGCAGCUGAGAGGUAGCUUAUUGUGCAUGCUGACACAUUUAAGCAAUGGACAAAUUCUAUGUGGAAGAUAAAGCAAGCAUUAAAAGACCCAAAACUUCAAAAGAAAAUAGUAUCAUCACUUUGACGACAGUAUCUUUCUAAACAGCUCAUUCUCAUGAUGCAACAAUUUGAUGAUAAUAGGUUUGUAUUAAAUGGGUUGCAAAAAGAUAAAAGAUAUGCUAUAAACAUGCAAACCACUUGACAGGUUACUACAAAGUCUGCAUCUUCUUUUUUUUCUGCAUUUUUGAUUUUUCAAGAGAAAUGAAGUUUAUGGUAAUUAAAUAUGGCAUUAAUGUAGGACCUGGAUAAAAGGUUGCCUUUUUGGUUUUGUUCUUGUCAGAAUUGUAAGAGUUUUUGAUUUGCAUUUUUUCUGGACUUUGUUGGUGUUUUGGGGCUUUUUCCUCACAAUGCAGAAGCUAUUAAAAUAAAAUCUGUUUAUCAUAGAUUUUCAGCACUUGCUGUCAGUAACACUCAAAGCUUAAAUUUUGUGUUCUAACACCUGUAAGUUGCACUCUAAAUCCAUUCAAGUGUGGAUGAAAUUGAGGUUUUGUGACAUAUUGUGUAUUGUGUAUAUGUACAGGCCUUUGAAAUAAUUGUCCUAAAAUUUGUGCUGCAUUUGUGUGUGUGCAUACACUUUCAUGCAUAUGCGCAUGUUGGUGCCGUGAACAUGGUCUUAGUAUAAAUUUGGCAUUACUCAAUGCUGUACAUUUUGUCGUAACACUGAUGCUUGGUGCUUAUAAGAAAUGUACAGAUGUGCAUACAUUUCACGUUUAAUGCCAACUGAAUUAGUAGCUUAAUUUUCAUUGUUCAUUGUCUUGUUUUCUACCACUCAGUUUUUCAAGUGUUUGUCCAUUUAUGAUUUAGCAUGUUUAUUUUUUUUUAUGUAGUACCUGAAAUUUGUGCUUAGUGUCAGUAUUAGAGUAAAUCGUAGGGUGGUUGAUAUAUAAAUCUGAAACUUCUAUUUGCUAUCAUUUGUGAGACCACAUCCCAAUACUAAAUUAGUAUUAUGUUUAAAUAUUAUAAGGACAGACCCUAAACCCAUUUUAAAGUAAUAGAACUACAGACACAUGAUUCUUUGUUUUUAAAUUAGACAAACAGAACUGCUUCUACGAAAAUUGAUAAUAAAGAAAUUUAUUCUGAAAUAACUUCACUUAUAAGCAAGUAACACAGCCCUAGAAGCAUGUUUGCAACAAAAGAGAUGUCAACAAAACUUGCUUCUUUUUAUAUCAUUAAAUCUUGCAUAUUGACAGCCUGCUAUUUGACAGUGGGUCAAAGCAAGAACAUUUUUGAAGUGAGUGCAAAAACUAUGCUUUUUUUGAUGUAAAUAAGCUUUAGGGAUAACAAGUGUUCUUAUGUACGUGCCUCAAUGUGCAAAUGUUUCUGAAUUACAUAUCAAGUAUCUGGGAAACAAUUUUGAUAAUUCAUUGACUGCAUGUUUAUGUUAUUUUGUUUGUUUGUUGUUUUGUUUUUUUUUUGUGUUUUUUUUAACAGUGCAUUUUUAAUGAUGAAUACAAGAGCUAAUUCUUGCUUUGUUCUUGAUCAGUGUUUUGAUGCACUCAUUUAUGUUUAUUCUGAGUGUCAUCUCCUACUGUGCCCAUUUAUGUACUUUGUUGUAUGAGCCCCACAUUCGCUGCAUUGUGUGUGUUGACAUCUUUGUGUGCACCUUACCAACCACAACAGUUUCAUAUCUUCCUGGCUUAGCACUUUUUGCAAGCAGUACCUUAACUGAUGUUUUUGAUGUAUUUUAUCAUGAUGCUUUUUUUGUGGACUGCUCAAUACUAAUGUACAAGGCUGAUAUAUCUUAAAUCAUUGCUGCACAACCCUAUUACUCCCAUAUCUGCUACUGUGACAGGUUCCUUAAAAGAGCCACAAAGCUGACUGAAGUAGAGGCAAUUAUCACCAUGCUGCAUGACCAAAACUGUUGCUUGAAAUGCACAGACCGGAUAGUGUAACAGUUAAGCUUAUACAGUGCCUUGUGUGCAACCCCACCACCAUUCAAAAGAAAACAAAUCAGAGGUAUUCUUUGUACCUAGGACCACAUUUGAUUCCAAUUGGAUCUGUCACCACUCCCUAGCUGUUGCUUUUUGGUUGGCUGGUUUUGUGGAUAGUCGUAAUGGGUGUUUCAGUUAACAAGUAUAGAAUGUGGAGUGUGUUGUCAAACAAAGUCAAUUUUUAAUUCUUUCAUGCUUGCCUCAAGUUUGGUGAUUAUUCACAUUUUUCUGAGACAUGGAACAAAUUAAUCAAUUACUUUAUAGUGUUUGCUUAAGGCAGAAACAGCGCAUGCUUAGUUUGCUCGUUGACAACAUUAACAGUUUCCUCAUCAGUUGCACAGUUUGUGAGCAAAAAUUGUGUUUUAAAAUUCAAAGAGUUGAUAAUCAUGACAGUUUCGUGGGAUUUUAUGUGUAUAUUUUGCAUUCAUUAUUUCUAUUUGAGGCUCCAUAUCAUAAUGCAUAUCAGAAAUCCUGUUUCCUUGUUUUAAAGAGCAUUGGUCUCUUAUGUGAAGACAAAAGUAUUAAAAGCCAGAGUAAAUCCAUUUUUAUGUUGUAGGAAACUCUGUACAGCAUUUCAGCAUAAAACUUGCAAAAAAUAUUUUUAAUGCCAUUAUUUAACAAGUGCAAUCAGGGUAAAAAACGAGCGACAGAAAGUACUUUUUCCAACAAAACGGCAAUUUAAAAUUCAUUUACAAAAUAACGUUAACUAUGCCAUGGGACACAACUGCUGUAAAUUAGACAUGUCUUUGGCUAUUGCCCUUGGGUAAAGGAAGCCUGGUUGUGAAAAUACUUUGUGGUAACAAAGGUUCUCUUUUUUUUUUUUCCUCCUAACUAUUAACAAGGCACUUCGACUAGCUUAUGAUAUUUAAAGUUUAUUAAGAGCAAGCUUGCGAUUUGCGCCUUUUGAUUAUGAAAGUAAGAAAUGCUUUACAAUACAACUUUAAUACAACAUUGAUUCCUUGUGUGCAUUUACUAUGGAACAGGCAAUAUGAAAUAAAAUGAUUUUUAAACUUAAAUUUUAGAGUGUUGGCUUUUGAAAGGUUUUAAAUGAGAUUUCUUUUUUUUAGAGUUGGAGACAUCUUGGUUCAUAGUAUAGUGCAGGAGACACUCUGUUUAUGUUUGUUCACUUAAUAUUAAAAUGUAUAUUGCUGACAGCUCUUUGCUUUAUGCAGAUUUUUAAAUUUGUUUGCAAAUGAUGUUGUAACACAAUCCUUGCUAGUAGAGUGUCUCAUUUUCUGCUUGAAUGAUUCAUUGUUUGCCUGCUUUCCGUAUGCUAUGUCGCUUUAUAACUGAAAAUCUGGACUGCUGGAGUAUUUCUAAAAUGUGCACGACCACUUAAAGGGAGGUUAAUCAGAAGUGGGAAAAAGUUUUAACGAAGGCUUAAACCAACUAGAUACUAACCUAACUAGACACAAUGGCUGCUGGUUGUAGAUCGCUAGAGCUCGGAGCACUGUCUUGCUUGAACUGAGUCUCGUCAGCAAAGUGCCUAACGAUGUUUCCAGUGGGAAACCGGCGGAAGACGGAUUAAAAAGUUGUAUUUUCUGUGAACAAGUUUGCCUUCGACUUUUGAUUUUUUUUCCUCCCUCACCUCCUUUAUGUGAAUGGCGCCCUGGCGUCUGGUUUUUAGGACAUGGUAAUGUGGAAUUUGUAUACAACCAUGCAUAAGCUUCAUGAUGAUUACCGUGGAGUACUUUUGGCAUCAAUAAAAUGCUCAGUCCAUCA